Coregonus sp. 'balchen' is the source of this 16972-nucleotide messenger RNA. The record is from the annotation of a GenBank genome assembly. Lineage: Eukaryota; Metazoa; Chordata; Actinopteri; Salmoniformes; Salmonidae.
AUGGACUCCCUAAAAGACACUACAGAGAGGCUACGGUAUGAUAAUACAACAACAAAAGUAGAAAUGACUUGAUCUAAAGUGCAGAAGUAUGAAGAAGAAUAUUGUUAUAAUGGGAAUAAAGGAGGAUGAAAACAAAAACUAUCAGUCAACGGAGGAAAAAGUCAAGGUGUUCAUGAAACGUAAUCUCAAAAUGACGGACGAACAGGUGGAUACAAUUGAUUUUCAAAGGGCUCACCGUUUCGGUGGCAGAGGGGAGGGAAGGCCCGUCCGAUGGUCGCUAUGCUAACUCACUACAAAAUGAAAAUUGCCUUGUUACAACAGGGUAGGGAACUGAAGAACACCCCAUUCUCUAUUAAUGAACAAUUUCCCCAUGAAGUAGUGGAGACGACGUGCCCUGUACCCCACUUUCAAAAGGCUCCGAGCAGAGAAGCAGAAUGUUCGUCUAGUGGUCGAUAAAUUGUAUGUAAACAACCAAAUGUUCAAGGACUGGAAGAUUACAACGUGGCUGUGAGUGGUUGCUACCUCUGCUGAAGUAGUGCUGAUACAGAUUUGCACCGCAUUAAACAGUACAAUUAUGGAUUAAUUUGUUUUUUACAAAACAUUUUUUUGCAUGAUGGACUCUUUUUUGUUAUUUAAAAAAAAAAAAUAAUAAUAAUAUUCAUGCAGUAUGGAACCGUGGACGAAGUGGACUUAAAAUGUUGGACUUAUGUUGAUGCAAAAUGUUUUUUUUUUAUUUAGGCAAUAUGGAACUUUGUACUAUAUGGACUUAAAAUCAGGUUUUGAUUUAGGGGAAAGGAGAAGAUUGGUAAGGUUGACCUUUUUUAUUUUUUAUUGUUUAUUUAUUUCAUUUGAAUAUUGCACAGUAGUACAUUAGAAAUACCAAGUUUUAAUUUUAAUUGUUUAUAUGAUAUGGCCUAAUUGUACAGGUCGGGUAUAUUACAGUGGCUUGCGAAAGUAUUCACCCCCUUGGCAUUCUUCCUAUUUUGUUGCCUUACAACCUGGAAUUAAAUUUGAUUUUUGGGGGGUUUGUAUCAUUUGAUUUACACAACACUUUGAAGAUGCAAAAUAUUUUUUCUUGUGAAACAAACAAGAAAUAACACACAAAAACAGAAAACUUGAGCGUGCAUAACUAUUCACCCUCCCAAAGUCAAUACUUUGUAGAGCCACCUUUUGUAGCAAUUACAGCUGCAAGUCUCUUGGGCUAUGUCUCUAUAAGCUUGGCACAUCUAUCAACAUAGAAAUGCUACCAAAAAUAAUUUAGAAACUUGUUACAAAUGAUGGAGUCAUCCAUGAUUCAUCAAAUUAUAUUUUGAAAGAGAAAGGAAAAUAUUUUAAUAAUAAUAUGCCAUUUAGCAGACGCUUUUAUCCAAAGCGACUUACAGUCAUGCGUGCAUACAUUUUUUUGUGUAUGGGUGGUCCCGGGGAUCGAACCCACUACCUUGGCGUUACAAGCGCCGUGCUCUACCAGCUGAGCUACAGAGGACCACAUUUUAAGCAUAUGUUUUCUUUUCAGUCUCCUCCAUUUCCACUGAAUGAUGUUAACUGUAAGGAUUUCUUUCCUAAUAGUAAUAACAAUAAUAAUAAUGCAAAAUUAACACAUUUACAGAAAGACCUGUGUGAAGGCCAACUUAUAGAAGAUCAACUUUUUGAGGCAAUUCAAUAUUUUCAGUCUGAAAAAACACCAGGGCUUGAUGGUAUACCAGUAGAGGUAUAUCACACCUUUUUUGAUGUACUCAAAGAUCCAUUAUUAGCAUGUUUUAAUUACUCCUAUAAAAAUGAUAGACUUUCAGGUACUCAACAAGAAGAUCUGAUUUCAUUACUACUAAAACAGGACCCAGGUGGUAAGUAUAAAGAUCUAGUCCAUUUAAAAAAAACUGAAGGCCUGGAGGCCUCUUACACUUCAAUGUUGAUAUGCAAAAAUCCUGGCGAAAUGCAUAGCACAUAGAAUAAAAAAGGUUUUACCAGAUAUUGUUCUUCCUGAUCAGACAGGUUUUUUACAUGGACGAUAUAUUGGAGAUAAUAUGUGACAAUUACUUGAAACAAUUGAACAUUAUGAAACAUCAAAGAUACCAGGCCUGGUCUUCAUAGCAGAUUUUGAAAAGGCGUUUGAUAAAGUACGACUAGAAUUUAUAUAGAAAUGCCUGGAUUACUUCGGUGAAUCUCUUAUACAAUGGGUUAGUUAUGUACAGCAACCCCAGAUGUAAAAUAGUAAAUAAUGGUUAAUUAUCAGAAAGUAUUGAGUUUUUAAGAGGAGUAAAACAAGGUUGUACACUAUCGGCAUAUCUAUUUAUUAUGGCCAUCGAAAUGUUAGCUAUUAAAAUCAGAUCCAACAAUAAUAUCAAGGGAUUAGAAAUCCAGGGCUUAAAAACAAAGGUGUCAUUGUACGCUGAUGAUACAUGUUUCCUUUUAAAUCCACAACUUGAAUCCCUCCACAGUCUCAUAGAUACAUUUUCUAACCUCUCUGGAUUACAACUAAAUUAUGAUAAAUGUACCAUAUUACGUAUUGGAUCACUAAAAAAUUAAAAUUUUACAUUGCCAUGUAAUUUACCAAUAAAAUGGUCUGAUGGUGAUGUGGAUAUACUCAGAAUACAUAUCUCAAAUGAAAUAAAUGAUCUCACUCCAAUACAUUUUAAUAGAAAGUUAGCAAAAAUACAUAAGAUCUUGCUACCAUGUAAAGGUAAAUACCUGUCAAUUUGUGGAAAAAUCACCCUGAUUAACUCUUUAGUAUUAUCCCAGUUUACCUAUUUGCUUAUGGUCUUGCCUACGCCUAGCAAACAGUUCUUUAAAUUAAUGAGACAAAAAUAUUCCAUUUUAUUUGGAACGGCAAGCCAGACAAAAUUAAACGGGCCUAUUUAUAAAAUGAAUAUGAAUUCGGAGGUCAUAAAUUAUUAAAUAUUCAAGCAUUAGACCUAUCACUAAAAGCUUCAGUCAUACAAAAGUUAUACUUAAAUCUGAACUGGUUCUCUAGCAAAUUAGUAAGAUUGUCUCACCCAAUGUUCAAGAAUGGCCUUUUUCCCUUUAUUCAGAUUACAACCUUUCACUUUCAGUUAUUUGAAAAGGAAAUAAUCUCCCAAAUAUCACUAGUUCUAAAACAAGCCAUAGAAAGUUGGUUGCAAUUUCAAUGUAAUCCUCCAGAAACUACAGAACAAAUAAUGCAACAAAUAUUGUGGUUAAACUCAAAUAUACUAAUUGAUUAAAAAAACAUUAUUUUUUGAAAAAAAAAAAAAAAAACAGGUAUAGUCUUCGUAAAUGAUAUCAUAGGUAGGACUGGUGGAGGUAUGUCGCACAUGCAGCUAACAAAAAGAUAUGGAAAUGUCUGCUCUACCCAAAAUUACAACCAAAUAAUUGCAGCAUUACCGCAAAAAUGGAAGAGGAGAGUGGAUCUAGAGAUGGCGCCGGAGAAGAUGGCUGCCGUUUUACAGCCCUCUAACCAAUUGUACUAUUAUGUGUGUUUUUUCACGUUAUUUCUAAUUUAUUCUGUACAUAAUGUUUCUGCCAUCGUCUCUUAUAACCAAAAAGAGCUUCUGGAUAUCAGGACAGCAUGUCACGCCCUGACUCAGGGGACUCGUAUAUGUUGAGUCAGGGUGUGUAUAUUCUUGGUUGUGUAUAUUCUAUGUGGUGUAUCUAGUAUGUGUAUUUCUAUGUUGGCCGGUGUGGUUCCCAAUCAGAGGCAGCUGUCGCUCGUUGUCUCUGAUUGGGGAUCAUACUUAGGCAGCCUAUUGGCACCAGUGGGUUGUGGGAUCUUGUUCCGUGUAAGGUAUGUUUUGUGUUCUACCUUGGACUUCACGUUUCGUUUAGAUUUGUUGUUUUGUCGUGUUGUUUAUUAAGUUAAAAUAAACAUGUAAGCAUAUCACGCUGCGCCUUGGUCUGACCCGUCUAUGAACGAACGUGACAGAAGAUCCCACCAAACGAGGACCAAGCAGCGUGCCCAGGCGGAGAGAGUAGCCAUGUCACAGGUGGGCAAUUGGUGGUCAUGGGAGGAGAUAUUUUUGGGAAAAUGACCCUGGGCGAAGAAGGAAGCCCAGGCAGGAGAGGAGCAACGGCAACACGGAAGCCGGCCGAGGAGGAGGCCCGAGAAGCAGCCCCAAUAAAAAAAAUUUGGGGGGCUGAAGGGGUGGUCGGGGAGCGAGAGAGAAGAGCCCCGACCACUGCACCCGGUUGGUUUUCAGAUUGGGUCCCUACGACCAUGGGAAGAGGAGUGGGAACAGUAUUAUACUGAGGAGUCGGAGGAUGACGACGACGACAAGUUUCUGUUCCCUAACUCGUGGGGGCUCCCGGAGGAGUCCUCACGGGAAGAGGAGUGCCGACGACAGAGACCCGAGAGGCAACCCCAAGAAAAAAAAAUUGGGGGGCACACGGGGUGGAUGACGAGGCAGCAGGAGGCCGUGGAAGGGCGAAUCUGCAGGUUAGGAGAGGAGGCCACCAUGUUACGGGGGCUAUUGGUUCAGAGGGAGCAGGAGUUGUUCGGUCAGAGGGAGGCGCUACAGGAGGCUAAAAGGGAGAAGGAAAGUGUAGAGGCACGGCGAGAGGAGCUGGUUAGGCAGCAGAAGGAGCGGGGGUUAAUAAAGGAACCCAGUCCCGCUCCUCGCACCAAGCAAGUGGUGCGUGUCGCCAGUCCGGUCCGGCCCGUUCCUGCUCCCUGCACUAAGCCAGUGGUGCGUGUUCCCAGUACGGCUCGACCCGUUCCUGCUCCUCGCACCAAGCCAGUGGUGCGAGUCGGCAGCCCGGUCCGGCCUGUUCCUGCCCCUCGCACCAAGACAGUGGUGCGCGUCGCCAGCCCGGUCCGGCCUGUUCCUGCUCCUCGCACCAAGCCAGUGGUGCAUGUUCCUAGUCCGGUUCGGCCCGUUCCUGCUCCUCGCACCAAGCCAGUGGUGUGCGUCGCCAGCCCAGCCCGGCCUGUUCCUGCUCCUCGCUCCAAACCAGUGGUGCGUGUUCCCAGCCCGGCCUGUUCCUGCUCCUCGCACCAAGCCAGUGGUGCAUGUUCCUAGUCCGGUUCGGCCCGUGCCUGCUCCUCGCACCAGACCAGUGGUGAGUGUGUCCAGUCCGGCACGGCCCGUGCCCGUUCCACCGGUGCCUGGUCCGGCACCAGUCAGCAGCUCCAGUCCGGAGCCAGAGCAGUCCGCUCCACCGGUGCCUGAUCCAGCUCCGGUCAGCGGCUCUACUCCGGAGCCAGAGCAGUUCGCUCCACCGGUGCCCAGUCCAGCUCCGGUCAGCGGCUCCAGUCCGGAGUCUGAGCAGCCCACUCCACCGUCGUCUGGUCUAGUUCCAGUCAGCGGCUCCAGUCCAGACCCAGACGUCAGCCCCUCUCCAGGUUCGGGGUCUCCCACACCAGGGUCCAGACAGGGCCUGGAGUAUCGUGGGAGGAAGGAGAGGGGAAGCAGCGCGCCGAGGUCCAGACCAGACCAGGGGCGCAACAGGGAGGCGGAGAGUAAGAGGUCGUCACGCCCGGAGCCGGAUCCGCCUCCGAGGCGGAAUGCCCACCCGGCCCCUACCCUGUUAGGUGAAGGUUGUGCGGUCGGAGUCCGCACCUUUGGGGGGGGGGGGGGGGGGGGGGGGGGUACUGUCACACCCUGACUCAGGGGACUCGUAUAUGUUGAGUCAGGGUGUGUAUAUUCUUGGUUGUGUAUAUAUUAUAUGUGGUGUAUCUAGUAUGUGUAUUUCUAUGUUGGCUGGUGUGGUUCCUAAUCAGAGGCAGCUAUCGCUCGUUGCCUCUGAUUGGGGAUCAUACUUAGGCAGCCUAUUGGCACUAGGUAGUUGUGGGAUCUUGUUCCGUGUAAGGUUUGUUGUGUGUUCAACCUUUGGACUUCGUUUGAUGUUUUGUCGUGUGUUUAUAAGUUAAAUAAACAUGUACGCAUAUCACGCUGCGCCUUGGUCUGACCCGUCCUUGAAAGAAUGUGACACAGCGAUCACUCACCUCGUAUUGGACGAAGAUUGUUUCUUCAACGAGUCGGACGCAAAGGAUAUCCUACAGAGACCUGACAAGGCCCAAAUACCCGUCAUUCGCAGGAGAAAGAGACAGAGAUAUCGUGGACGUAGGUCGGGGUGCCUCGUAAGGAUCUGACGGCGAGCGAGUAAACUGCCUCUUCCAUCAAUCCUAUAAGCCAAUCUUCAAUCAUUGGAAAAUAAAUUAGAUGACCUAAGAUUACGCUUAUCCUACCAACGGGACAUUAAAAACUGUAAUAUCUUAUGUUUCACCGAGUCGUGGCUGAACGACGACAUGGACAACAUACAGCUAGCGGGCUACACGCUACAUCGGCAGGAUAGAACGGCUGACUCUGGUAAGACAAGGGUUGGCGGUCUGUGUAUAUUUGUAAACAACAGCUGGUGCAUAAAAUCAAAUACUAAGGAAGUCUUGAGGUUUUGCUCGCCUGAGGUAGAGUAUCUUAUGAUAAGAUGUAGACCACACUAUUUACCAAGAGAGUUUUCAUCUAUAUUUUUCAUAGCUGUCUAUUUACCACCACAAACCAAUGCUGGCAUUAAGAUUGCACUCAAUGAGCUGUAUAAGGCCAUAACUAAACAGGAAAACGCUCAUCCAGAGGCAGCGCUCCUAGUGGCCGGGGACUUUAAUGCAGGGAAACUUAAAUCCAUUCUACCUCAUUUCUACCAGCAUGUUAAAUGUGCAACCAGAGGGGGAAAAAAAACUCUAGACCACCUUUACUCCACACACAGAGACGCAUACAAAGCUCUCCCUCGCCCUCCAUUUGGCAAAUCUGACAAUAACUCUAUCCUCCUGAUUCCUGCUUAUAAGCAAAAACUAAAGCAGGAAGCACCAGUGACUCAGUUAAUAAAAAAGUGGUCAGAUGACGCAGAUGCUAAGCUACAGGACUGUUUUGCUAGCACAGACUGGAACAUGUUCCGGGAUUCUUCGGAGAGCAUUGAGGAGUACACCACAUCAGUCACUGGCUUCAUCAAUAAGUGCAUCGAUGACGUCGUCCCCACAGUGACCGUACGUACAUACCCCAACCAGAAGCCAUGGAUUACAGGCAACAUCCGCACUGAGCUAAGGGGUAGAGUUGCCGCUUUCAAGGAGCGGGACUCUAACCCGGACGCUUAUAAGAAAUCCCGCUAUGCCCUCCGACAAACCAUCAAACAGGCAAAGAGUCAAUACAGGACUAAGAUUGAAUCGUACUACACCGGCUCUGACGCUCGUCGGAUGUAGCAGGGCUUGAAAACUAUUACAGACUACAAAGGGAAGCACAGCCGCGAGCUGCCCAGUGACACAAGCCUACCAGACGAGCUAAACCACUUCUAUGCUCGCUUCGAGGCAAGCAACACUGAAGCAUGCAUGAGAGCACCAGCUGUUCCAGAUGACUAUGUGAUCCCACUCUCCGUAGCCGAUGUGAGUAAGACUUUUAAGCAGGUCAACAUUCACAAGGCCGCAGGGUCAGACGGAUUAUCAGGAUGUGUACUCCGAGCAUGUGCUGACCAACUGGCAAGUGUCUUCACCGACAAUUUCAACAUGUCCCUGACUGAGUCUGUAAUACCAACAUGUUUCAAGCAGACCACCAUAGUCCCCGUGCCCAAGGACACUAAGAUAACCUGCCUAAAUGACUACAGACCUGUAGCACUGACGUCUGUAGCCAUGAAGUGCUUUGAAAGGCUGGUCAUGGCUCACAUCAACACCAUUAUCCCAGAAACCCUAGACCCACUCCAAUUUGCAUACCGCCCCAACAGAUCCACAGAUGAUGCAAUCUCUAUUGCACUCCACACUGCCCUUCCCCACCUGGGCAAGAGGAACACCUAAGUGAGAAUGCUAUUAAUUGACUACAGCUCAGCGUUCAACACCAUAGUGCCCUCAAAGCUUAUCACUAAGCUAAGGAUCCUGGGACUAAACACUUCCCUCUGCAACUGGAUCCUGGACUUCCUGACGGGCCGCCCCCAUGUGGUAAGGGUUGGUAACAACACAUCUGCCACGCUGCUCCUCAACACGGGGGCCCCUCAGGGGUGCGUGCUCAGUCCCCUCCUGUACUCCCUGUUCACCCAUGACUGCAUGGCCAGGCACAACUCCAACACCAUCAUUAAGUUUGCCGAUGACACAACAGUGGUAGGCCUGAUCACCGACAACGAUGAGACAGCCUAUAGGGAGGAGGUCAGAGACCUGGCCAUGUGGUGCCAGGAUAACAACCUCUCCCUCAACGUGACCAAGACAAAGGAGAUGAUUGUGGACUACAGGAAAAAAAAGAGGACUGAGCACGCCCCCCUUCUCAUCGACGGGGCUGUAGUGGAACAGGUUGAGAGAUUCAAGUUCCUUGGUGUCCACAUCACCAACGAACUUUCAUGGUCCAAACACACCAAGACAGUCGUGAAGAGGGCACGACAAAGCCUAUUCCCCCUCAGGAAACUGAAAAGAUUUGGCAUGGGUCCUCAGAUCCUCAAAAAGUUCUACAGCUGCACCAUUGAGAGCAUCCUGACUGGUUGCAUCACUGCCUUGUAUGGCAACUGCUCGGCCUCCGACCGCAAGGCACUACAGAGGGUAGUGCGUACGGCCCAGUACAUCACUGGGGCCAAGCGUCCUGCCAUCCAGGACCUCUAUACCAGGCAGUGUCAGAGGAAGGCCCACAAAAUUGUCAAAGAUUCCAGCCACCCUAGUCAUAGACUGUUCUCUCUGCUACCGCACGGCAAGCGUCUAGGUCCAAAAGGCUUCUCAACAGCUCCUACCCCCAAGCCAUAAGACUCCUGACCAGCUAAUCAUGGCUACCCGGACUAUUUGCACUGCCACCCUACCCCCACCCCAUCUUUUUACGCUGCUGCUACUCUGUUAAUUAUUUAUGCAUAGUCACUUUAGCUCUACCCACAUGUACAUAUUAUCUCAACUACCUCAACUAGCCGGUGCCCCCGCACAUUGACUCUGCACCGGACCCCCCUGUAUAUAGCCUCCCUACUGUUAUUUUAUUUUACUUCUGCUCUUUUUUUCUGAACACUUUUUUGUUGUUGUUGUUUUUAUUAAGAAAUAAAUGCAUUGUUGGUUAAGGGCUGUAAGUAAGCAUUUCACGGUAAUGUCUACACCUGUUGUAUUCGGCGCAUGUGGCAAAUAACAUUAUAUUUGAUUUUAUUUGAAGGGGGAAAAAGUAAGGAGCUUGUCUGUCGGCCCUGCAUUAAAGAACAUAUUUGGUUAAAGAAAAUUGUGAUAAAUAAAAAAGUAUACCAGUUUCAUUUAAGGACCAAAGGAUUGACAGCCGUCCCAUAUAGAUUGCAAAAUAGUUGGGAAGAGAUUUUUGACGUACCGAUUCCAUGGCAGAGUGUUUAUGAACUGAUACGCAAAACAACGCCGGAUUCAAAAAUUAUAGUUUUUCAAUUUAAAUUCUUAUACAGAAUUCUUGCUACCAAUAGAAUGCUAUUUAUAUGGGGGGUACAAUCUUCUACUGACCCUAGUGGUGGCGCUUGGCUUCAGAAAACAAAUUCAGCGCACACAACAUUCAAAAAUAUAAUUUUGUUAUUUGAUGUGUCAAAUUAAAAGCUUAUUUGACAAGUCAAAUUGUGUUAUUUGAUGUGUCAAAUAGUGUUCUCUUUUUUGACACGCAAAGAACCAAAUGGCCAUCCAUACACUCCCAGACAGUCUUUUAUUAUUGCUUGAGAAUUAUUGCUUGAGAAUUUAUCUUUGCUAAGAAGCUAUUUUUGUUUCUUUUUGACAAUUUUUUUGAAAACAAUCACAGUAAGCUACUUAAUUUUCACAUUGAAAUUAUUUGAUAUUGAGAUAAAGCCGGCUGCUGUGAUGGGUGAGUAGAAGGAGUCAGGCGCAGGAGGGUAAAUCACAGAAUAACAGUAUUUAUUCCGGAAAACAGAGUUACGCAGUAAAGCGUCAAAAGACUCCAGUGCGCACUGGAACAAACAAAGCACACGGGAAAAUAACCCGGCGAUACAAAAUACAAGGAGCUCCACUGAGCUUACUAUCCUCACAAUAAACAAUCACACACAAAGACAAGGGGGCAGAGGGAACGCUUAUACAGGUACUGAUGAGGGGAUAUGAACCAGGUGUGUGUAAUGAACAAGACAAAACCAAUGGAAUGAUGAAAUGAGGUGCGGCAGUGGCUAGAAGGCCGGUGACGACGAACGCCGAAGCCUGCCGGAACAAGGAGAGGUGGCAGCUUCGGAGGGAGUUGUGACAGCUGCAUUGGACCUUUAACGACAGCUUGGCAUUUGACUUGGAAAUCAGACACGGAUUGUGUGUGAGUGUUAGAGAAACGUCCUACUUUUUCUUUCUCUUUGUUUUUAGAGUCAUAGUGGAAGGAAUAUCCCAUUUCCUUUCUGGGGAGUUUGAUGCAGAAAACUUACCUCUGUUAACUGAAGUGGUACUCCUAAAACUGAUGCAGAAACGUUAUGUCUGUUAACUGAAGUGGUACUCCUAAAACUUCCCCAGCCCUCUCAGGACUAAGGUCUUAUUUAAAAUACUUCAGAAAUCCUUCCUUCCUUCCUUUAAGUAAUAUGGUGGUAACCUCACUUAUACCCAUCCAAUCACUUAUCUCUAUGCUUACCUUAAGAAAGGAAGGAAGGAUGUGUAUUGGAGCAGGGCGCAUGUCCUAGUCCUGGCUGAGUGGUGGGGCCAACCGCAUGAGGUCAUGGCUUAAACAUCUCCAGUGUAGCUAAAUGUUCCCGAGAAAGAGAAUUUAUUUUAAUCUUAUUAAAAUCAUUUAACUAGUAUGCUCGAAGAAGAAACAUCUUGUUAAUGUGUAUAUAGUACUACAGUACAGAAUGUAGUGGUAACACAACCAGAACAGAUGCUUGCAGUUGCACUGAGUUGUGAAUAUCCCAGUGAGGUUCUGUCUUUGUCAUGGCAACGGUGGACAAUGGAAAAACAGCAUGUUUAAUUAGUUAAAGACAAUGGAAAAGUGGUGGACACUCUGUUGAGGGAACCAGAUGUAGGCUUGGUAUUUUUCUAACAAUUGGCGAAUAAAUAGGCAUUUGGCAAAAAUAUUUAUCUCCGAUUUGGAGAAUGCACAAAACGAGUAGUCAUGCAUAUGAAAACAAGUAGAAGGUGAGGAGGUGUUGCUGUCAUAAACAGUGCAAACAUAAACCAUGACUAGGCUUUACCUGCUUUAGUGAAGUCUAUGAACCAUGACUAGGCUUUACCUGCUUUAGUGAAGUCUAUGAACCAUGACUAGGCUUUACCUGCUUUAGUGAAGUCUAUGAACCACCUUGGCCUAUGAUUCCGAAUACCAUUCCAUCACUUCCACACACACACACCACACAUCGACGCACACAAACUGACACACACAAACUGACACACACACAGACACACACGUGGCACACACACACAUGUGACACACACACACAUUCUCCCAUGUUAUAGGGGACCUAAUAUGUGUGACCCCAGCUGUAUGAACUCUCUAUGACCCUGUGUCACCUCCAGCUGUCGUCUCCAUUUCCUGGCAGUGGUGUGAACUGUUAUUUACUGUUAAUGAACUCUAUAUUAACUCCGUAUGAACCCUCUAUGAGCUCUACUUGUCCUUUGUGUUCCCUAACAGUGGCAUGUCUCUGUAUGAACUAUUAUGAACUGUUAUGACCUGUUAUUAACUCUCUAUGAACCCUGAAUGUCAGGACCCCUUUAUGAACCCUCAGUAACCUCCAGCUGUCCACUCUGUCUUCCCUGACAGUGACGUAUCCCUAACGGCGGUGUCGUCCCUCCCCACGGCAGGGCUGGAGUCUCUCAGGGAGCUAAUGGCCCGCAGCGCCUGGAACCUAAAGAAGCUGCCGCCAAUCAAAACCUUCAAACACUUGACCACCGCUGACCUCACUUACCCCUCUCACUGCUGCGGCUUCAAGAACCUCAAGAAGAAACGAGGGUGAGUUAGCAUAGAGAUUAAAUUAAAUUACUAUUAAAUUAAAUUUUUGAGGCUAUUUAUGCAGAAAAUGUGUAUAAAACCUGUAUAAACUAUAACAAUUUUCUGUAUAAAUAGUCUCUAAAAUAUAUUAUAUGAAUUAUAAAUAUAUUAUAUUUUAGUCCAAAAUAUAUUAUAUUUAUAAUCCAUAUAAUAUAUUUUAGAGGCUAUUCAUACAGAACAUUUGUAUAAAACCUUUAUAAACUACAUAGUUUAUAUAUAUAUAUUAUGUAAACAGACCAGAAAUGUCUACAUUUUAGUUUCUUGGAAAGUGCUAUUUAAGUAAUAAUGCCAGAAAGCCGGUGUUUGGAGGAUAUAUUGGCACGGGUGCUGUUAGACGAAGUCAAGUAAAUAGACAUUUUAACAUCAUAGAUUUAGCCGGUGGUAACCUAUGGAAUAGACACCGGCUGGAAUGCGGUUUUAACCAAUCAGCAUUCAGGAUUAGACCCACCCAUUGUAUAAUAUAUGAUACAAGAUCAGUACUUGUUGCAUUUACAACUUGUCCUAUCAUCAACUGGUUUCAGCCAGUGUAUGACUGUGGAUCGACUGCAUUGUUUGUAUGGAAUGUUGGCAUAUUGGCAGUAAAUUUGAAAAUGUACGGAAUCAUUGCACUAAAACUGUCUAGCUAGCUAAUACAAAUACUGUGCAGAUCAUCUUCAAAUUCAUUGUUUUAUACAAAAUCUUAUCACAGCACUGGCUGACAAACUCCCUUACCAAAUUGGCUAACCGUUAUACCGUCAUAAAAAGGCUCAUGUCCAUUCUAGUAUUCUAAUUCUAUGUGAGUUAAAUCAUAUGGGAGAUGUGAAAGGCCUUAGCCUGGUCCCAGACCUGUUUGUGCUUUCUUGCCAACUCCUAUGGUCAUUGUCAAUCCAAACAUAGCAACGACCGUAAGAGUUGACCGUACAGCACAAACAGGUCUGGGAUCAGGCUAGAAAGGCUUGCAACUUGUGUUUGUUGAUGUUGUUGUUGAGUUGCUGUUUGUGUGCUUGACACAUGGUAAUUUGUUAGUCUGUCUAGGAGUUUGUAAAUAAAUAACACUUGGCUCCUUUAAACUGUAGACCCAAUACCAGGUAAACUGGACUUUGAUGGUUUGGGAAAUGAAAAGCAAAUGAUUGAGUGAAGUAGGCCUACCAACCCUGGUAUUGUACUGUACUGUACUGUGGUAGUGUGUAUUGCUCUGUAUUGCGUACAGUUACAGUAUGAUUAAUGGUUGUUGAAUAGCACAGCUGUACUUCUUCAGUGUGGAUGUUGGCGUGAAAUCAACUCUGACGCAUUUACCUAUAAUUUUUAUAUUAUGCAGCUUUAAUUACUGUCAGUCAACACUGUUAUUGUAGGAAGACCAACAUCUGAAUCAGAUUUUCUUCUUUAACUGGGUAUGUAAAUAAUAAUAUUAAUAAUAAUAAUAAUAAUAAUAAUAAUAAUACAUAAUAAUAUGAUAGUGGGACCCAGGAGUGUAUGAAGAGGUAUUUUGAAGUCAAGGCUUCAAGCUGAAUUAUUUUGGAUGUAUUGGUUUGCAUUCACCAUUUCAUGUAGCACCUUACAAUGUCCGUCACAUACUCAUUUUACAUUUUAGUCAUUUAGCAGACGCUCUUAUCCAGAGUGACUUACAGUUAGUGACUGCAUACAUUAUUUUAUUUUUUUCAUACUGAUUCUUUCACUUAAAAUAAUUAUUGCUCACAAAAACACAUUCAUCUAUCAAUCAAAUUUGAUCUCAAUCAAACUGUAUUAAUAAAGCCCUUCGUCAAAGUCACACGUGUCACAAGUCACAAAAGGCUUUUCAGUAACCCGGCCUAGACCUGAAAGCACAAUCAGAAGUAGAAAGAGAAACUCCCUUAGACAGUUUGUGUCUCUUUUGAUAUUGCAGAUACCUGGAGUACAUCAUCUGCAACCUGACAGCGUUCUACGACCAGCACCAGAAGAGGUCCAUGGGUCUUCUCACAGUCCCAUCCCUCCAGGGAGACCCCACUGCAGACACAGCCGACCAGGAGCCCAGCGAGGGGGGCUUCAGAGAUGGUGUGUUGAAAGAUACCCAGGGAGACCCCACUGCAGACACAGCCGACCAGGAGCCCAGAGAGGGAGGCUUCAGAGAUGGUGUGUUGAAAGAUACCCAGGGAGACCCCACUGCAGACACAGCCGACCAGGAGCCCAGCGAGGGGGGCUUCAAAGAUGGUGUGUUGAAAGAUACCCAGGGAGACCCCCGGAGAGACUUCCACAGCAGCCUCCAGUACCAUGCUUACUUUGGGGGGCAGCCGGACGAUGACGUGGGCUUCGGGGAGACGCUGAAGGUAAGAGAGGGUCACCGGUUUGAAUCCCAGCACUGACUGGGGAAAAUCUGUUGGGGAGUGGGCCAGAAACCAGAGGGUUGCUAGUAUUGAUAUCAUUGGUAUCUUUAAUAAUUAAAAGUUACAUAUCACAAAAUGUUGAUCUGAAAUCAGAGCAACCUUGAGGGAAUCUUAUUUGAGUCAGAGAAGGAUAUUCAUAUGAUAGGGAAGAUAUACAAAACCUUGCAGAGAGCAUAUCCAACUGACAAUCUCUUAGAAAAAAAUAUAAACUAUUGGAACCAAGACUUAAAAAUAACUUAUGUUGGCACAAGACGGACAGAAAGUUGGAGCAUAUCUAAUGAUAUUACAGAAUGAAAAUGUACUCUUAACCUAGUAUAAAUGAAUGUAUUAUACAAGAGACAAAAUUCAGAAAUGUCUUAAAUGUAAAACUAGUAAUGACUCAAUGAUCCAUGCUUUCUGGGAAUGCUAUAAGGUCUGGAAGUUAUGGGCGGAGCUAGGAAGUUGGCUGUCAGAAGUAUUACAAUGUAAACGUACUUUUAAUCCGUCUGUCUGCAUAUUUCGAGACAUAGCAUAUGGGAGUGUAGUGAGAUACCCAAUGGGCUGGAUGAUCCUCUUUUUAUCACUCACCUUGAAAAUACGUAUACUAAAAACUUGGAAAGCAAUCAAUCUGCCAUCCAUUAACACAAUGAAAAACAAAUUGAUACAAUUUAAGUGGCAAACAACAAUGCAGGCACUAGGGACGGGGGUGUGAUCAUGGAGGUACUAGGGACGGGGGUGUGAGCAUGGAGGCACUAGGGACGGGGGUGUGAGCAUGGAGGUACUAGGGACGGGGGUGUGAGCAUGGAGGUACUAGGGACGGGGGUGUGAGCAUGGAGGUACUAGGGACGGGGGUGUGAGCAUGGAGGUACUAGGGACGGGGGUGUGAGCAUGGAGGUACUAGGGACGGGGGUGUGAGCAUGGAGGUACUAGGGACGGGGGUGUGAGCAUGGAGGUACUAGGGAUGGGGGUGUGAGCAUGGAGGUACUAGGGACGGGGGUGUGAGCAUGGAGGUACUAGGGACAGGGGUGUGAGCAUGGAGGCACUAGGGACGGGGGUGUGAGCAUGGAGGUACUAGGGACGGGGGUGUGAGCAUGGAGGUACUGGGGACGGGGGUGUGAGCAUGGAGGUACUAGGGACGGGGGUGUGAGCAUGGAGGUACUAGGGACGGGGGUGUGAGCAUGGAGGUACUAGGGACGGGGGUGUGAGCAUGGAGGUACUAGGGACGGGGGUGUGAGCAUGGAGGUACUAGGGACAGGGGUGUGAGCAUGGAGGUACUAGGGACAGGGGUGUGAGCAUGCGGGUCUGGGAAGAUGAGAUGUAGUUAUUGUGUGUAUCUGUAAGUUGUUGUUCAUAUGUAUAACUUUGUAUGUGGAGUGGAAAGGAAUGAAAAAUUAAAUCUAUAUCUUUUUUAAGUAUCCUUGAUACCAUGUCCUGCCAUUGUGCACUUGAGCAAGGCAAUUGACAAUACAGUAUGUCUUGUCUUAUCUCAUCUCACAGAACCCGCAGGAGGGCACCAGCCAGGACUUUGACAGUCGCUACGACUACGUGGUCUGUGAGGAGGGCGAGGAGGUGACCUGCGCCCCUGCACCUGACGAGUUCAACCCGUGCGAGGACAUCAUGGGCUUCAGCUUCCUGCGUGUGUCUGUGUGGUUUGUGUCUCUGCUGGCUGUAGUAGGUAACAUGGUGGUGCUACUGGUCCUCCUCACCUCCCACUACAAGCUCUCCGUCUCACGCUUCCUCAUGUGUCACCUGGCCUUCGCUGACCUCUGCAUGGGGAUAUAUCUCCUCCUCAUCGCCUCUGUGGACCUUCACACCCGGGCAGAGUACUACAACCAUGCCAUCGACUGGCAGACGGGACCGGGCUGCAGGUUGGCGGGGUUCUUCACGGUGUUCGCCAGCGAGCUGUCGGUGUAUACGCUGACGGUGAUUACGCUAGAGAGGUGGUACGCGAUAACGUUCGCCAUGAGGCUGGACAGGAAGUUGCGUCUGCCCCACGCUACUGCUGUGAUGCUGGCUGGAUGGUUGUUCUGCCUCCUCCUAGCGGUGCUCCCCCUAGUGGGGGUUAGCAGCUACCAGAAGGUCAGUAUUGAUUAAUUGAUUGGUUGAUUCAAGGAUCCAUUGAUUUUGUUCUUUAUUUUCUUUCUUUAUGUAUGUAUUGAUUGAUUGAUGUAUUGAUUGAUGAUUUAUUUUAUCUUUAUCUAUCAGGUCAGUAUCUGCCUGCCCAUGGACACCCAGUCCACCGUGGCCCAGGUCUACAUCGUCUCAGUCCUGAUCCUAAACAUCCUGGCAUUCCUGGUGAUCUGUGCCUGUUACAUCAAGAUCUACGGUGCUGUGCACAACCCUUACUACCGCUCCGGGUCUAAAGACACCAACAUCGCCAAACGCAUGGCCGUCCUCAUCUUCACUGACUUCCUGUGUAUGGCGCCCAUCUCGUUUUACGCCAUGUCGGCCGUUGUGGACCGGCCGCUUAUCACCGUGUCCAACUCUAAGAUCCUACUGGUGCUCUUCUACCCUCUCAACUCCUGUGCCAACCCCUUCCUGUACGCCAUCUUUACCAAGGCUUUCAGGGGGGACGUCUUUAUCCUGCUCAGUAAGAUGGGGCUGUGCCAGCAUCGGGCGCAGCUCUUCAGAGGGCAAGCAGUCAGGUCGAAGGGUAGCAAUGGGGUGUGCCACCAGGGCCGGAGGGGUAAAAAGAGAGACACUGACAGGAAAGGAACAGGAGGACCAGAGGAGGUGCCAAUUCACCUGCAGGAGUGUUCUGGGUCUGGUCACACCUACCUCCAGCUGGCCUCACAACAGCCCAGACCUGAGGAAAGCCGUAGCCUGGAAACGUGA